Molecule: messenger RNA, 2092 nt
Organism: Gossypium raimondii (Peruvian cotton)
Lineage: Eukaryota; Viridiplantae; Streptophyta; Magnoliopsida; Malvales; Malvaceae
Product: 3-ketoacyl-CoA synthase 4
Exons: 1
Coding region: 321-1868 (515 amino acids)
Biological process (GO): fatty acid biosynthetic process
Cellular component (GO): membrane
Molecular function (GO): acyltransferase activity, transferring groups other than amino-acyl groups
Source: RefSeq, a predicted model, not a curated record
CAAAGAUUUCAAUAAUAGCAACCACUUGACUCUUGACAUUCAUAACUUUUCCUAUUCCCUUCCUUUCUCCGCACCACUCUUUGCAUUAGAUUCCCAUCUUUAAUCUUUAUUUUCUCCAGAAACUAAAUUUCUUCUCUCAAAUUUCCCACAUUUUUGUUAUUCUGUUUUUUUUUUUUUUUAAGUUUAAACCUUGGGUGACGACUCACUAUUUGCAAAUCUAUUAGUAUAUUGGGUCAGUCCCAAGCAACAAACACUUACCACUCCCUCUUGACCGUUAACCCCCCGCCAUACCCCCGGUUCAUCACUUUUAACGGAGCAUCAUGAACCAAGGGGGUGUAGCCACCACAAAUGGUGGCUCCGGAAGCGGCUCAGUCGGUGUUCGGAUCCAACAAUCCCGAAGGCUACCGGAUUUCCUCCAAAGCGUUAAUCUCAAGUACGUCAAAUUGGGUUACCACUAUCUAAUUUCCAAUCUUUUAACCCUCUGUUUUAUCCCUGCCAUCGCCGCACUAUCGAUCCAAGUUUCUCAAAUGAAUCUUGAUGAUUUACGCCAAUUGUGGCUUCACCUUCAAUACAAUCUAGUCAGCAUCAUCAUUUGCUCUGCUAUUCUAGUCUUCGGGUUAACAGUCUAUAUCAUGACCCGACCCCGACCAGUUUACCUUGUCGAUUAUUCUUGUUACCGUCCUCCCGACCAUCUUAAAGCCCCGUACGGUCGUUUCUUGGAGCACUCUAGGUUGACCGGGGAUUUUGAUGAGUCGUCACUCGAGUUCCAGCGCAAGAUUUUGGAGCGCUCGGGGCUGGGAGAAGAGACUUAUGUGCCUAAAGCAAUGCAUAGUAUUCCUCCGACGCCGUCUAUGGCGGCGGCAAGGGAAGAAGCUGAGGAGGUUAUGUUUGGGGCAUUGGAUACUCUUUUUCGAAACACGAAUGUUAGUCCCAAGGAUAUUGGUAUUCUUGUUGUGAAUUGUAGCUUGUUUAACCCAACCCCUUCAUUGUCUGCUAUGAUUGUGAACAAGUACAAGCUAAGGGGAAAUAUUAGGAGUUUUAAUCUGGGUGGAAUGGGGUGUAGUGCUGGGGUGAUCGCUGUUGAUCUGGCUAAGGACUUGUUGCAGGUUCAUAGGAAUACGUAUGCUGUUGUUGUGAGUACUGAGAAUAUUACUCAGAAUUGGUAUUUUGGGAAUAACAAGUCUAUGUUGAUACCUAAUUGUUUGUUUCGAGUUGGGGGUUCCGCGGUUUUGCUUUCGAACAAGUCCAACGAUAGGAGGCGAGCUAAGUAUAAGCUUAUUCAUGUGGUGAGGACUCAUCGCGGAGCAGACGAUAAGGCAUUUAGGUGUGUGUAUCAAGAACAGGAUGAUGCAGGGAAGACAGGCGUAUCGCUGUCCAAAGAUUUGAUGGCAAUUGCUGGUGGUGCGCUAAAGACGAAUAUCACAACCUUGGGUCCUCUUGUUUUACCUAUCAGUGAGCAGCUUUUGUUCUUCACAACUUUGGCAGUGAAGAAAUUGUUCAAUGCAAGUGUCAAGCCUUAUAUUCCGGAUUUCAAGUUGGCAUUUGAUCAUUUCUGCAUACAUGCUGGUGGGAGGGCUGUGAUUGAUGAACUGGAGAAGAAUCUGCAGCUGCUACCGAUACAUGUUGAGGCUUCUAGAAUGACUCUCCAUCGCUUCGGAAACACCUCUUCAAGCUCCAUUUGGUAUGAAUUGGCAUACAUCGAGGCUAAGGGGAGGAUUCGGAAUCGCAACCGUAUAUGGCAAAUUGCAUUUGGAAGUGGUUUCAAAUGUAACAGUGCAGUCUGGCAAGCUCUCCGGAAUGUAAAGCCGUCUAGUAAUGGUCCCUGGGAAGAUUGCAUUGAUAAGUAUCCUGUGAAAAUAAGCUCCUAGCUGGUAACAUUUUGAGUUAGAUUCAAUUUUUCUCAGCUAGUUGUCAAAUUUGGUUACCAUUGUGUUUCAUCUUUUGCAUUUCUUGCAUGUUUGGACUUCUAUCAUGUAGACUUUGCUCAUUUUGUACUAUAAUUCUCAAUGUAUUUACUAGUCAAUGACAUGUCCGAUACCAACAUUUAUAGAAAUUUUCAUCAAUGUACCAUCAUAGCAUUUCAUCCUGUUCA